UGCGGAACUUGCACGUCAAGAUUAGUAAAAUGUGGUUAGGUUUGAGGCUUGUUGUGUUGCUAGUGGUUAUUACAAGCGUGAAACACGUUUCCACGGCAGAUGCCAUUUGUGAACGAAUAGAUUUCAAUGAUUUCAGAUCUUUGAAGAUAUAUCAGUGCUCGGGCACAUACAGAGAGAUUUUGCGACUAUCUGCCUAUGGCUCGUCGUCCAAGUUCACCUCAUACCGUCCAAACGUAGUGUACUACUUGUCUAAUGUCGUUCCGGGCAUCAGUUGUUGUGAAACAAUUGAAAGUUUCUUCGUGAAUGCCUUCACUGAGAUUCGCAUGAUUUAUCAGCUAUCGUUCCGCACCACCUCUUCCCUAACCGUAAGACUGCUGGAUUUAGAUCAAAAGGAUUCUCGAGGAAAUCCGGCCGUGGCACAAAUUUGGUCCACACAAACGGCCACCGCAACGUGGAGUUUAUUUUUGGGACGAGUGGAAAAAGAAAUCAAACGAGCACUGAUACAGAUCGAAGUUGAUAUGAGUACCGAGGGUAGCAUUGCUAUCGAGUACUUGACGGUGUUCAAUCCACUGGUGCUGGAAGAGUUCUGCAUGCAACUGGACGAGUUUUAUGUUCCUCCUUCGACGACUAGCACCGCUCGACCUACCACCACAAUUAGUCGAACUACCACGAGAAGGACUACCACGCGGAGAGCAACAUCAACUACCACUACGGAAGUCCCAACAACAACAACCACAACAGAAGCUCCAACGACUACAACAACAACUACAACAGAAGCUCCAACAACGACGACAACAACAGAAGCUCCAACAACAACAACAACCACAAAAGCUCCUACAACGACUACAACAACAGAAACUCCAAUAACGACGACAACACCAGAGGCUCCAAUUACGACGACAUCAACGGAAACUCCAACAACGACGACAACAACAGAAGCUUCAACAACGACAACAACAACAGAGGCUCAAAUUACGACGACAACUCCUGUAGCUCCGACAACGACGACAACAAUAGAAACUCCAAGGACUACAACAACAACAAAAGCUCCAACAACGACGACAACAACAACAGAGCCUCCAAUGACGACGUCAACAAUAACAUCAACAACAAAAGCUGCAACAAGAACAACAGAAAUUCCAACAACAUUACGUACAACACCGACAUCAACAACAACUGCAACCGAAACAAAUACUACUCCAGUGUUUCCAACUACCUUGGAACCAAUUUCGAGUAUCUCAACAAUUCUGGAAUCAACAACUGGUGAUUUCACCACUAUAACGACAUCAGUUCCUACAACAUCGACACCUUCCCUCCCCGAGACAACUACAACACAGCUAUCAACAACAGAAAGCACAACCGAAUCAACCCAGGCACAGUCUACUCGGACCACAUCGUCAACCCGACGUACCCGAACUACAACGCGAAGAACAACACCGACACCCGUUCCAGAAACAUCGACAGUGGAACCAACGACAACCACCUCUACAACGGCAGAGCUGCAUGAAUCGACAACAACACCGCUGUUGACCACGCCUACUGUGGAAGAAACAACAACCGUUGUUUACACGACGCAACAGCCUACUCGGACGAGCUCAUCAACACGUCGUACGAAAACACCUACGACUACGUUGCCGACAACCAGCUGGACUUCUACGAUUUCAUUCAACAGUACGACUAGCCUGCAGGAAACAACGCUGACCACCGGUGGGCAACAUGUUUCGACGACUUUGCCGCCUACGACAAUGUGGAUCGUAACGACUCCACAGCCUACUCAGCUGGGCACUGUUCGCCCAUCGUUGCUGUUCUACCGAGAUCCGGCAGCCUACAACGAAUCCAAAGCCAUCUGGAGUUCGCUGACCGGGAUCUUUCUGAUGCUGCUCGUUCUGUUUGCCGCAUUGGGAGUGUACUGGUACGUAACCCGUCAACACACGGCUAUCCCAAUUGGCCGCGAGCUCGAACUCUCCGAAGUGCAACCAAGCGAAGAUUUCUGCUCCAGAAGCAUACACCAGCACGUAAAUCCAUUCGCACAGCGGAACUUCCAGCAUCGACAGCUGAUGCAACGAAGCCAGCAGCUGCGCCAGGAGGAGAGCAUCCGUUCUACGACCAGCGAUAACAGCAGCUACUUCCGGAACGCGCGCCGAAACACGAAGGAACCCAUACUAAGCUCGGUCAGCCGACCCUUCUCGCUCGCGGAAGAGAUCAAGAAGGCUCGUCUGAAGACUCGGUUGAAUAAAUUUUAGCGACCGUUGAA
Messenger RNA from Culex quinquefasciatus (southern house mosquito), 2254 nucleotides. RefSeq names its product cell wall protein DAN4-like. The record is from RefSeq and is a predicted model, not a curated record. Bases 30 to 2243 code for a protein of 737 amino acids. The transcript is spliced from 2 exons. Lineage: Eukaryota; Metazoa; Arthropoda; Insecta; Diptera; Culicidae.